GGAUUUAGCAGACGAAGAAACGUACUGAGCUCUCGGUAGGUUGGUAACGUCCCCGUUUGAGUUGUCCAGGAAACCCGCCAUGUCCAAGGUCCUGUCCUAAAGAGGUUUUUUUGGAGAAAGACUGCCGGCUCCUCAGCUGCAUGCCUCGCUCAGCUUGGAGAAACGGGUGAUAAGACGGGCCGGUCGACUAACUCAGCAGACAACGACAGCCACCUCGCGUGAAGUUUUUCGGGUUAGCCAGACUCCGACAUGACCCAACAAGCUGCUGCCCUGCAGACGUACAACAACGAGCUCGUCAAAUGUAUCGAGGACCUGUGCUCAAAGCGUGAUGAGCUGAACCGGCAGAUCAAGCAGGAGGAGGAGGAGAAGGAGCGACUGCAGCACGACAUCCGCGUCCUCUCGGAGAAGCUGAGCAGGGUCAACGAGAGCCUGGCGCAGAGACUCGCCGCCCGCGCCACCUUCGACCGCACUAUCGCAGAGACGGAGGCUGCUUACACCAAGAUCUUGGAGAGUUCUCAGUCUCUUCUGAGCGUUCUGAAGCAGGAGGCAGGAAACCUCAGUAAAGCCACAGAGCCCAGGAGGAAGGAGCACUAAUGGCAACGAGCGGUCACUGAACUCUACCUCUGACCACAGCCGCACACUCAAGUCUGUACUUUUUAAAAAUUUAUACUCCUCCCAGGACUAUUUGUAAUAUAUUUGAUUGUUUGGAUGUAAAUUUCUUAAGUCAAUAAAUGUAUUUCUUAACAUUU
Messenger RNA from Mugil cephalus (flathead mullet), 749 nucleotides. It is a transcript of the gene ssna1, whose product is annotated as Sjogren syndrome nuclear autoantigen 1. Gene Ontology annotation, cellular component: centrosome; ciliary basal body. The transcript is spliced from 3 exons. The coding region runs from base 250 to 594 and encodes 114 amino acids. The record is from RefSeq and is a predicted model, not a curated record. Lineage: Eukaryota; Metazoa; Chordata; Actinopteri; Mugiliformes; Mugilidae.